AUGAUCGGCCCUCCAAUCCAAAGGGCACGCACCCAUCAGCGUCGUAAAUAUCCCAUUAUAACGUGCACUAGUGAUGAUAAAUACUCAAUACAGCGCGAUUACAAUGAUGAAUUAUUGAAAGCAACGAUUGAUAAAUUACGACUAGAUGGUGAACGAGUGGUGGAUAUUAAAUCAUCGUGUCGUACUGGUGCGAAUGAGGUGGACCAGUGGAACGAGACUGGGGUGUAUCGGGGCAGUGGUGGGUGCUGCCAAAAAAAUAUACGACGUGACAGGAGAUCUGAGAGAUCGAGGAGUCACCUAUUUCUAUUGUUUGCAACCGCCGCUGUAUUUAUUGCACUUGCGUUCUCACCAGUGAUGGGAGCGACAAGUGACAGUAUAGACGAUGAAACGUCUAGCGCAACGUCGUUAACGACAGCAUCAACGACAUCCCUACCAGUGAUAACUGGUAAAACGAGAGUAUCCAGUGAUCUCGGGGGUAGCAUUGACCUCUUGGCUGCCCUACAACUGCACAAUACAACACGCCAGGGGGUUACGCAGGUACCAGGACUAGUUAGGCUCAAACCUGCGUAUUAUCUCCAGGGCGAGGAGAGGGAUCUUCAGUUAAGUCAGACGAGCUUUGAGCGAGCGGCAUCACUACUUCGGCGGGUUCCGGAGUUCACAGUUGCUGCAGCACUGCGCCAAGAGGAAGCUAAUUCCGGUACAAUCGUAGCCUUCUCCCAUGGUAAUAAUAGGUAUUUGGAGCUGCAGAGCAGCGGCCGAAAAGACGAGCUCCGUCUUCACUACGUAUCCCGACGUGACGGUGCAGUGCACGUCGAGUCAUUUCCAUUUCGUCUUGCGGACGGUGCGUGGCACAGGGUUGCCCUGAGUAUCAGUGGCUCGCAGGUCGAGCUACUCGUCGACUGUCAUCCCCUUUAUAGACGUCUACUCAGACCUGGUCCACCAGACACUAAUUUUACUCUGCCACAACUUCAACUCUGGGUCGGCCAGAGAAAUGCCAAGCACUUUCUAUUCAAGGGUGCUCUCCAAGACGUCAAGCUUAUUCCAGGCGCCCAUGGAUAUCUGUCGCAGUGCCCCCAGCUCGACACUUCCUGUCCCACCUGCGGACAGUUCUCGAUUCUUCAGAAUACUGUUGAACAACUUAUGCACAAUUUAAACGAAUUGACUCGUAGGCUAGCUGCUGCAGAGGGUAGAAUAAGCAAAGUGGAGGAAUGCGAGUGCCAAAAAUCAUGCAGGGAGAAUGGUACCGUGCAUGAUGAUGGGGCGACGUGGGAAAAAGGCUGUCAGUUGUGUUCUUGCGUUCACGGGGAGAUCGAGUGCAGGCCGAUACCCUGCGCUCCAGUCACAUGCAAAUAUCCUGUUAUACCUGAGGGACAGUGUUGUCCUAUCUGUCUGAAACAAUGUUACACUCACGGUGUGAUCUUCGAUCACGGUGAGAAGAUGUCACCGAGACAAUGCCUCGAAUGUGAGUGCAUCGAUGGAGUAUCCGAGUGCUCCAGAACGAAGACAAGGUGUCCACCAUUACCUUGUUCACCCAGUGAGCAGAUAACUGUGGCUGACGAGUGCUGCAAAUUCUGUCCAGGGGUGGACUAUUGCGCUAAGGGCCACAAAUGUCAUACAAAUGCCUCUUGCCUGAAUCUCCAGACGACCUACGCCUGCCACUGCAAUCUUGGCUUCCAAGGGGACGGCCAAAACUGUCACGAUGUUGAUGAAUGCAAACAGCAGGGAGGCUCCGAGGGCCACCACUGUAAUGCUAAUACCCGAUGUGUGAACGUGGUUGGCUCGUACACGUGUGAAUGUCUUCCUGGGUAUCACAGGGUGGACAAGUUCAACUGCGCUGAAUUGGAUGAAUGCGCGACUGGGCAACACUCGUGUUCGGAGCACGCUACUUGUGUUAAUACUGCUGGAAGUUACUACUGCGUUUGUAAGGAGGGAUACACGGGGGAUGGAUACACUUGCAAACCGGUGUGCAAUGAGACUUGUCAAAAUGGGGGUGAGUGCAUAGCGCCCGGCAGAUGCUCCUGUCGUCGUGGAUACAUUGGCAACAGCUGUGAGCUUGAUCUGGACGAAUGUGCGAGUGAUCUUCACAGAUGUCACCAUUCAUCGACGUGUUUCAAUAUGCCUGGAUGGUACUACUGUCGAUGCAAACCCGGUUACAGAAGUGCAUUGCACGACAGCAGCCAGGGCACCCAGUGUCUGGACAUUGACGAGUGUAAUGACCAAACUCUGGAGAGGAGACACACCUGUCAUCCGACUGCCAGGUGUAUCAAUACGGACGGGGGAUAUGAGUGCGCUUGUCCGAAUGUAGAUCCCAGUCAAGAGUGCAAGCUCAGCUGCUGGUUCGAGGACAGGGAAGUGGCCAAUGGGGAGACACUCGCCCCUGCUGAUAAUCCCUGCAGGCAGUGCACCUGCAAGGAUGGGGUCAUCUCUUGUAGAGAUCCUAUUUGCGACUGCAGUUUACAAACCAGUAGGAGGGACAAGUGCUGUCCACAGUGUGAUCCUGCUGCCUCUUGCAGGCAUCAGGAGCUUCAUCAUCUUAUUUUUAGGAGCGGGGAGAGAUGGAUUUAUCAGUGUCAAACAUGCGAGUGCCUGUAUGGAGAAAUAGACUGUUGGCAAAUGGAAUGUCCCCCAGUAAGCUGUACAAACCCAGUAACCGAGGAUGGCGAUUGUUGUCCACGCUGUGAGGAUGAUCCCUGUGCACGGGAAAUUCACACAAACAUUACCACUAUCGCAGUGUCAAGUCAUCCACGACCCUGCAGUUACGCCGGUAUAAUUCACGACAGCGGCAGUUCUUGGCAGGACCCGCAUGACAAAUGCACAACGUGCGAGUGCAAGGUGCCGUACUGCGCCCAAUUGGACGGUCAAUUAUGCUGCAGCUACGAUUAUGGCUGUGCUGGUGAUUUGGGGAAUGGGACUUCCUCAAUCCCUCCUAGAAAGUCUGAUACUACCUCUGUGUUACAUAGCACAGACCCUCCGAGCACGCAUUUCGGUACAUCGAAAACAGCAGUAUCAACGAUCGGACCAAACGAUAAUAAUCCAAGACUAUCAACACGAGACAUUAGAGCCAGUGAUAAAGCUCCAAAACCAACGAUUAUCAUCGAUUCAACCAAGACACCAUCAACAUCAUCACCAAAGACAUUCAAAUCAUCCCAGAAAUACAACGACGAGUCAUCUGGAAUUGAUAAAACACGUGGCAUCACCAAAAAUCUCAUUUCAUUUCCAAAGACACAGCCAGUUCGUCGUAAUCUAUUGGCAACAGCAAGGAGUCAACAGAGACGAAGUAAUCUGGUAAUUGAUAAACGCAGCAACCUUAAUGCAGGUAGAUCCGGUUAUAUUGCUGCAACAAGACCCAUUGGUAGGAGCGAUGCCACCUGAAGUGGCGAUCAAAGCUGCUGCGUCCAGACGCUGACGAAUUAACAAAAUAUUAAUAUCGACGAAUUACGAGUUACA
Diachasma alloeum is the source of this 3447-nucleotide messenger RNA. Its product is annotated as protein kinase C-binding protein NELL1. Bases 1 to 3372 code for a protein of 1123 amino acids. Gene Ontology annotation, molecular function: protein binding; calcium ion binding. Lineage: Eukaryota; Metazoa; Arthropoda; Insecta; Hymenoptera; Braconidae. The record is from RefSeq and is a predicted model, not a curated record. The transcript has 14 exons.